Oncorhynchus nerka (sockeye salmon) is the source of this 5650-nucleotide messenger RNA. RefSeq names its product free fatty acid receptor 2-like. Gene Ontology annotation, molecular function: G protein-coupled receptor activity. The record is from RefSeq and is a predicted model, not a curated record. Gene Ontology annotation, cellular component: plasma membrane. The transcript is spliced from 2 exons. Lineage: Eukaryota; Metazoa; Chordata; Actinopteri; Salmoniformes; Salmonidae. Bases 3354 to 4280 code for a protein of 308 amino acids. Gene Ontology annotation, biological process: cellular response to fatty acid; G protein-coupled receptor signaling pathway.
UUUCCUUACCUGUUCAGGAGUCUUAUGGCUUGGGGGUAAAAACUGUUGAGAAGCCUUUUUGUCCUAGACUUGGCACUCCGGUACCGCUUGCCAUGCGGAAGCAGAGAGAACACUCUAUGACUGGGGUGGCUGGGGUCUUUGACAAUUUUUAGGGCCUUCCUCUGACACUGCCUGGUGGAGAGGUCCUGGAUGGCAGGCAGCUUAGCCCCAGUGAUGUACUGGGCCGUACACACUACCCUCUGUAGUGCCUUGUGGUCAGAGGCCAAGCAAUUGCUGUACCAGGCAAUAAUGCAACCAGUGCAUGCUCUCGAUGUUGCAGCUGUAGAACCUUUUGAGGAUCUGAGGACCCAUGCCAAAACGUUUCAGUUUCCUGAGGGGGAAUAGGCUUUGUUGUGCCCUCUUCACGUCUUGGUGUGUUUGGACCAUUCUAGUUUGUUGUUGAUGUGGACAACAAGGAAUUUGAAGCUCUCAACCUGCUCCACUAAAGCCCCGUCGAAGAGAAUGGGGACAUGCUCGGUCCUCCUUUUCCUGUAGUCCACAAUCAUCUCCUUAGUCUUGGAUACGUUGAGGGAUAGGUUGCUAUUCUGUCACCACCCGGCAAGGUCUCUGACCUCCUCCCUAUAGGCUGUCUCGUCGUUGUCGGUGAUCAGGCACAUCAACACACUGUUGUAUCGUCUGCAAACUUAAUGAUGGUGUUGGAGUCGUGCCUGGUCAUGCAGUCGUGGGUGAACAGGGAGUACAGGAGGGGACUGAGCACGCACCCAUGGGGAGUUCCAGUGUUGAGGAUCAGCUUGGCAGAUGUGUUUCUACCUAACCUCACCACCUGGGGGCGGCGCGUCAGGUAGUCCAGGAUCCAGUUGCAGAGGGAGGUGUUAAGUCCCAGGAUCCUUAGCUUAGUGGUGAGCUUUGAGGGUACUAAGGUGUUGAACACUGACUUACAGUCAACGAAUAGCAUUCUCACAUAGGUGUUCCUUUUGUCCAUGUGGGAAAGGGCAGUGUGGAGUGCAAUAGAGAUUGCAUUAUCUGUGGAUCUGUUUGGGCGGUAUGCAAAUUGGAGUGGGUCUAGGGUUUCUAGGAUAAUGUUGUUGAUGUGAGCCAUUAACAACCUUUCAAAGCACUUCAUGGCUACGGAUGUGAGUGCUACUCGUCUGUAGUCAUUUAGGCAGGUUGCCUUUGUGCUCUUGGGCACAGAGACUAUGGUGGUCUGGUUGAAACAUGUUGGUAUUACAGACUCAAUCAGGGACGUUGACAAUUUCAGUGAAGACACCUGCCAGUUGGUCAUCAUAUACCCGGAGCACAAGUCCUGGUAAUCCAUCUGUCCCCCGCAGCCGUGUGAAUGUUGACCUGUUUAAAGGUCUUUCUCACGUCGGCUACGGAGAGCGUAAUCACACAGUCGUCCGGAACAGCUGAUGCUCUCAUGCAUUCCCGUUACUUGCCUCGAAGCGAGCAUAGAAGUGAUUUAGCUUGUCUAGCAGGCUCGCGUCACUGGGCAGCUCGCGGCUGUGCUUCCCUUUGUAGUCUGUAAUAGUUUGCAAGCCCUGCCACAUAAGACAAGAGUCAGAGCCGGUGUAGUAUGCUUCAAUCAUAGCUCUGUAUUGACGCGUUGCCUGUUUGAUGGUUCGUCACAGGGCAUAGCAGGAUUUCUUGUAAGCUUCCGGGUUAGGGUCUAGCACCUUGAAAGCGGCAGCUCUAGUCUUUAGCUCAGUGUGAAUGUUGCCUAUAAUCCAUGGCUUCUGGUUUGGGUAUGUACGUACAGUCACUGUGGGGACGACGUCCUCAAUGCACUUAUUGAUGAAGCCAGUAACUGAUGUGGUGUACUCCUCAAUGCCAUCGGAAGAAUCCCGGAACGUGUUCCAGUCUGUGAUGACAAAACAGUCCUGUAGUUUAGCAUCUGCUUCAUAUGACCACUUUUUUAUAGACCGAGUCACUGGUGCUUCCUGCUUUAAUUUUAGCUUGUAAGUAGGAAUCAGGAUAGAGUUGUGGUCGGAUUGACCAAAUGGAGGGCGAGGGAGAGCUUUGUACGCGUCUCUGUGUGUGGAGUGCAGGUGAUCUCGAUUUCUUUUCCCUCUGGUUGCACAUUUAACAUGUUGAUAGAAAUUUGGUAGAACUGAUUUAAGUGUUCCUGCAUAAGUCUCCGGCCACUAGGAGCGCCGCCUCUGGGUUAGUGGUUUCCUGUUUGCUUAUUUCCUUAUACAGCUGACUGAGUGCGGUCUUAGUGCCAGCAUCUGUCUGUAGUGGUAAAUAAACAGCCAUGAAAAGUAUAGCUGAAAACUAUACUUAACUAAACUCACUUGACUCUGAAGCUAAGCAGGGUUGGUCCUAGUUGGUCCCUGGAUGGGAGACCAGAUGCUACUGGAAGUGGUGUUGGAGGGCUAGUAGAAAGCACUCUUUCCUCUGGUCUAAAAAAACCAUCACAAUGCCCCAGGGCAGUGAUUGGGGACAUUGUCCUGUGUUGCGAGCUGUCUUUCGGAUGGGAUGUUAAACAGGUGUCAUGGCUCUCUGUGGUCACUAAAGAUCCCAUAAGAGUAGGGGUGCUAGCCCGGUGUCCUGGCUAAAUUCCCAAUCUGGCCCACAUACUAUCUUGACCACCGAAUUAUCCCCAGGUUCCAAUUGGCUCAUUCAUCCCCCCUCCUCUCCCCUGUAACUUUCCCCAGGCUGUUGCUGUAAAUGAGAAUGUGUUCUCAGUCAACAUACCUGGUAAAAUACAGGUAAAAUGAAAACCUGAAAGCUUCAUUGCGAAGCUGCCAAUCUUUACAUAACUGUUCUCUUUGAAAGAGUAUUGCUUUUCAGCCCAUUAAUAUGUGUAACUUGUUAUUAUAUAGUAGUUAUUGAUGAAGUGGCAUCAAAAUGCUAAUAGAUUAUUCCAAACCUGAGCCACAACCACAUGAACUCAUACAGUAACAAUUAGAGUUUUGUUGCUACAGUUCUCAUCAAGUCUUAGCAAAAUGCUAAUGCACAUAUGUUAUAUCAACCUUGGGCACAUGGGAAAAUAAAUCUUAGGAUUACAGUACCCUGUUAUCAUUGACAUGACUGUUCUCUUGGGAAGGCAAUGUCUGUUUGCACACUAUUUACAAAAACAUAUUGAAAUUAGACGUUGGUAUGUCACUCCCUCCUACACAUAUAUAAUAUCAAAUGUAAACACAGCAAUGUUUUGCAUUUUAGUUAACCGUUACCAUGCAGUCUCACCUCCUCAUGUUUGCAGACCACUGUUCAAUGCGUCUGCUGUACACUCAGACAGGUCUGCUUGACUACUAUAUAUGCUGGCACGUAACAGAUCUUAAAUUACCACCCUUGGCUGAGCUCUCCAAUUCCUGAUUAAAAAGAAAUACACAUCUACAGCCAGGUUCAAGGCCAUGGUGUGGGUGAAAAGUGAGGUGAUUCUGUCCGUCUACAUCAUCACUUUCUUGAUUGGCCUGCCUUCCAACAUCCUGGCACUCUACGCCUUCAGCGUCAAGAUCCACAAAAAGCCCACUCCCACAGACAUCCUCCUGCUCAACCUGAUCGUGUCCGACCUCCUCUUUCUUCUCUUCCUGCCUCUCAAGAUGUACGAGGCGGCCUCCGGCAUGCAGUGGUACCUGCCCGAGUUCCUCUGCUCCAUCACUUCCUACACCUUCUUCUCCACUAUCUACACCAGUUCUCUCCUGUUGAUGGCUGUCAGUGUGGUCCGGUACCUGGCGGUUGCCUUCCCCAUCACCUACCGCCAAAUCAACAAACCUUUCUAUUCUGUGGUGGCCAGCACAAUCAUCUGGCUUCUCACCACUGCCCACUGCAGCAUCGUGUUCAUCAUCCAGCACCACCAGGACCUCCCCCCAAGCAACACCUCCGUCUGCUACGAGGACUUCACCAAACAACAGCUGACCAUCCUCCUCCCGGUGCGUCUGGAGUUCUUCGUCAUGCUCUGCUUGGUUCCUCUCAUGGUUUGCAUCUUCUGCUACCUCCGCUGUAUCUGGAUCCUGUACACGCUCCCCAGGAUCAGCCCAGGCCAGAAGCAGAAGGCCAUCGGGAUGGCGCUGGGUACUCUGGCCGUCUUCCUUGUGUGUGUCUUUCCCUACAACUUCUCCCAUGUGCUGGGUUUCUUCACAGGGCACAGCCCCCCGUGGAGGUACUACACCCUGCUGCUCAGCGCCUUCAACACCUGCCUGGACCCUAUCAUCUUCUACUUCUCCUCUUCCACCUUCCGCAUCACUAUCAAGAUGUCCAUCUGCAAGAUGCUGGGACUGCGACAUGGUCAGGCUGCGAUCCAAAGGGAAUGCACAAUAGCCGAUAUUGGCCAAGAGUAGAAAAUGUAGUCACCUUACUCCAAGUGCCCUUUGGGUAAUUUUGUCAACAAUAACUAUUCAUUUCACCAAAUGUUUUAAUUCUGUCAUAGAGAUCAAACGUUCAACUUCAUAAAAAAACAUGUUUUCCCAUCUCAAGAUGUUCAAUUGAGAAGAAUAACUAUGCAAAUUCAAAUUAAAGUGACGGGAUUGACCGCAAUAGGGUUAACAACAUCUUAAAUCAGCCAUAACUUCCUUUGUGACGGGGAAUGGAAGCAUUUCUAGUAACUUGUUAAAAACAUUUCUAGCCUAUCUAUCUAUGGGUAACACAGGGUCAAUGGGUUAUGCUUGACGCGCUCAGUUUCCCAGCACAAAACACCAGAAAAUGGCCUAAAAUAGAAAGAACCAGCUCACCUGCUUUUACACAAUGAUAUGGCUAUAUUACUAGAUGGUACAUUUUUCUUUUUGAUUCAAUCAUUUAAAAAUGAAUCGUUUUACCAUAUUUAAACGAGAGUUCAGUUCAUGUUACAGGGUUAACAUAAACCUGAGGGACAAAUGUAAAUGAAUCAUGAAAUAAGUCAAAAUUGUCUGAUAUUACUUUCCUAGAGUAACAAAAUAACUCGGACUUGUAAUUACGUAGAUAUAUGUCUUCCUAGAAGGUGAACAAACAUGACGUUGGAUAAGCCAAAACGGGGAUUUUCAGAGAAAAUUAAAACCUUUACUUUAAUGAAAACACACUGCUAUUAGAAUGUGUAAAUUAAAAAUUAAAAAGGCUUAGCUUAGUUAGAGCAUAGAUGUAUGUCAUCCUCAUGUUAAAUUGAGUGUUUUAUUGAAAUGACCAAAGGCACUCUAUUCGUGGAACGACCCAGCUAUAUAUUUAAGAUAUUUAAUUGAAAUAUAUUUCAAGAUAAUAUGUAGUUUCUGUUUUAAAAACUUCUGUGAACUGUACCUUUUUUUUGUUGCCAAAGUCAUUCAUAUUUAAAUGUUCAAAUGUUUACAUUCCAUUUACAAAAGUGAGCACUUCAUACAUGAUUCAUUUGUUUCGUCACAGUAGCUUCUGUUACCCUUUUGAAUUGCACACUAUGUGAAAGCUUGGUUGUUAUCCUUUAAAUGAUUCAUUUGUCUGGUUAGAGGUAUGUUCUAUGUGACCCAUUUGAAUUGAAACAUAAUGCUACAUAUUUUCUUUCUGUAUUCAAGAGUUUCAAGGCUGAAUGUAAGAAAGAGUAUAAAUGUUUUACUGUUAGAGUUAUAGCUUUAUUAAAAUGACACGUAAACUGCUCAGGCAUAACCAAACAUUUGUAUUCAUCUUUGGUUCUCAAUUACCUAGUACAGUUUCUAUAUUUCAAUGAUAUGUCUAUUGGUGUAAGCUUGAUUCUUUAAUCGUGUUGGAAUUG